AUGGAGUGUGAUAUGAUCGAGUAUAUCAAAGAAGAUGUCUCAAAUUUACUUGAGAAGAUUCCAGAGAACAGGAGCUGCAUUCCUGUAAACUCUCCGAAGAAGCCAGUUGAAAGCAAGUCACUGACAGCUGGUAAAAUAAUUGUAGGUUUUGAGGAGGAGACAAACUGGUUAAUUACUAAGCUCACCAGUGGACCGAAAGAUCUAGAUGUCAUUUCAAUCAUUGGUAUGCCAGGUUCGGGAAAAACUACUUUGGCGUACAAAGUAUACCAUGAUAAGUCAGUAGCUAGACGUUUCGACACUCGUGCAUGGUGCACAGUUGGCCAGGAAUACGACAAAAGAAAGUUGUUGGAGAAAGUUUAUAAUCAAGUUACAGGCUCAGAUUCAAAAUUGAGUGAGAAUAUUGAUGUUGCUGAUGAGCUACGGAGACACCUGAUUGGAAAGAAGUAUCUUGUUGUCUUAGAUGACUUAUGGGAUACUGAUACAUGGCAUAAGUUAAAAAGACCUUUUCCUCUAGAUGAGAAUGGUAGUAGAAUUAUUUUGACCACUCGGGAAAUGGAAGUGGCUUUGGAUGGAAAGCGCGACACUGAUCCUCUUAAGCUUCGGCUGCUAAAAUCAGAAGAGAGUUGGGAGUUAUUAGAGAAAAGGGCAUUUGGAGUACAGAGUUGCCCUGAUGAACUAUUGGAUGUUGGAAAAGAAAUAGCCGAAAAUUGUAAGGGACUUCCUUUGGUGGCUGAUCUGAUUGCUGGAGUCAUUGCAGGGAGGGAAAAGACAAAGUCUGUGUGGCUUGAAGUUCGAAAUAAUUUGAAUUCCUUUAUUUUCGGCAGUGAAGUUGAUGUGAUGAAGGUUAUAGAAUUAAGUUAUGACCAUUUACCUCAUCACCUGAAGCCAUGCUUCCUCUACCUAGCACGUUCACUGAAGGACACAGCUUUGGACAGAAAUAGAUUGAAAAUGUUUUGGUGUGCUGAAGGGCUUGUUGAACAGACAGAGAUGAUGAGUUUGGACGAAGUGAUGGAAAUUUUUUUGGAUAAUUUAAUUUCCAGUAGCUUGGUAAUUUCUUAUAAUGAUAUAGGUGAUCAACCAAUUUGCCAACUACAUGAUCUUGUGCAUGACUUUUGUUUGAUAAAAUCAAAAGAGGAAAAGUUGCUUGAGCAGAUAAGUUCAAGUGAUCCGUCUUUUUCUUCUUCACAUUUGAUGUCACGCAUAGUAAAAAUUGAUUAUAAUAAGGAGCACUUUGAGCUUAACAAUUUUGUGUUGUUUAGUUCAAAAAUGAAAAGGCAUUCUGGUAAACACCUCUAUUCUUUGGAGAUAGCUGGAGACGAGAUGAAAGAUGAUGCAUGUCAUCUAAGAGACUUGAGGCUUCUUAGAGUGUUGAUCCUGUAUCCCUCUUUUAUCACGGUGAAAGAUUCUUUGCUGAAUGAAAUAGGCAUGUUGAAUCAUUUGAGGUACUUACACAUUGGGACAGAAGUUAAAUCUUUGCCUCCAUCUUUCUCAAACCUCUUGAAUCUAGAAACCCUGUUGGUGACUAACAAAGUAUCAACCUUGGUACUAUUACCGAGAAUUUGGGAUCUUGUAAAGUUGGGAGUGCUGUCCGUUCAGUAUGAUUGUUCUUUCAUUGACUUGGAUAUAGAUGAACCAAUAGUGAUAACAGAGGACUCAAAGUUAGAGAACUUAAGAGAAUUAAGGACACUCGUGCUUUCCUAUUCAAAAGAAACAGAGGAUAUUUUCAUAAGGUUCCCAAAUCUUCAAAGGUUUAUAUUUGUUCUCAAGGAAUCGUGCGAUUAUUCAACAGAGCGAUAUUGGUUCCCAAAAUUGGAUUUCCUAGAUAAACUAGAUUUCCUCAGAGUAGAAUUUGAAAGUUCAAACACAAAUUACAGUGGGCCCUCUUUACCAAAAAAUUGGUCGUGGGAUUUUCACUUCCCUUCCAAUUUGAGGAAAUUGGAGUUUUGGGACUUUCCUUUGGCAUCCAAUUCACUAUCAACAAUAGUGAGACUGCCCAAUCUUGAAGAGUUGUUCCUUACGAGAACAAUCAUGCAGGGAGAAGAAUGGAACAUGGGGGAGGAAGACACCUUUGAGAAUCUCAAAUAUUUGUAUUUGGAAGAAGUGACUCUUGCUAAGUGGGAGUUUGAAGUGGAAUCAUUUCCCGUUCUUGAGAAAUUAGAACUGUCUGUAUGUCAUAAGCUUUCAGAGAUUCCACCUAAUUUUGGGGAUAUUGGUUCAUUAAAAAUUAUCAAACUUGACGAGAGCCCUCAACUUGAAGAUUCAGCUCAGAAGAUUAAGGAAUAUGUUGAGUAUAUGAUGGGAGGGGAGCUUGAGGCUGAUCCUGAUGGAGUUAAGAUAAAUGUGCAGUGCGUGGUUACGUUGACGAAACCGAUUCCUGACCUUGGAGAUCAGAGAUUGCGCUCCUUUGGCGGCAACGCUGUUGGUCAAUGCUGCAUGGCUGGGGAUAAUGUGGUAUUUUUGGAUGUCUUCUUGUUCAUUAAGUUAUGGCGCAUGUUUGUUGCUAGCUCAGAAGUUGCCAAGGGUUACGAUCAUCCGGACACGAGACCAGAAAGUUUCCCAAUUGAGAAACUCUUCAUAUACAGAACAGUGGCAGCACGGAGGUUCGACAUUGUUAAAAGUUGCUAUAAGGAAUAA
Messenger RNA from Capsicum annuum, 2634 nucleotides. Its product is annotated as putative late blight resistance protein homolog R1B-16. Gene Ontology annotation, molecular function: ADP binding. The transcript has 5 exons. Lineage: Eukaryota; Viridiplantae; Streptophyta; Magnoliopsida; Solanales; Solanaceae. Gene Ontology annotation, biological process: defense response to other organism. Bases 1 to 2634 code for a protein of 877 amino acids. The record is from RefSeq and is a predicted model, not a curated record.